UCCCCGCCACUGGCCAAUGAGCAGCGCAGUGGCACGUCACGUGGUGACGUUUUAUAUAACACUUUGCUGAGACAAGACAGUUAUUAGGCGGCGCGGGCCGGUCGGCGUGGAGCUCACAGAGGCGCGGUGGAGCCGGGUGUGUGGCCGAGACCGUCCCAAUUCCUUCUAGCCGCCACUCCUUGCCCGUUGUCCCUAGACGUCUCUUCCCUGAGAGGGUCCUUCUGUCUAUAGCUGAACAGUUCAGACUGAACAGAUGUUUUGCUUGUCCUCAGAGCUUGUCUGCAACAACUUAGAAUUGGCUGAGCCGAUGGAGAAGGCGGACGCACCGGUGGAGAUCGACUGUGACGCUGAGCUUCUGCAGAGGCGACAGGUAGAGCUGGCCCCGAGGACUUCGACUUCGCCGGAAUGUAAAGUCCUCCUGACAGAAGCCCACGCCUUGGCGUCUCGGGGGUGCCUGCGGGAGGCAUUCGAGUUGUACAAACAACUCUCCCAGAAACAGCAGCUGGUAGCCGAGCAGUUAAAGCAGCUGGUGCUUUGCCUGGCCCAAAAGAUCGCGCAAGAAGAGGCACACCAGAGCAGCGCGUCAACCUGCCUGGUAGCGACCACCGAGGUAUGGGAAGGCUUUAAGUGCAGGAAGUGCCAUGGAUUUUUAUCUGACCCAGUGUCCCUGUGGUGCGGCCAUACCUUUUGUAAAAUGUGCCUAGAGCAGGAGUGCGCAAAUGAACGCAGUUGUGUCUUGUGCGGGGUCAAGCUGUCUGCCUUGAUGGCGCCCAGUGGGAGGGUGCGGGGACACCGGCGGGCCCCGAAGCCUGGGCCCCUGCCACUGCGAGUCAACGUGGUGCUUCGAGGUCUUCUUAUGAAGUUCUUCCCGGGACCCGUGAGGGCGUCGCAACUCCGCGAGGAAGGCAAUCGGCUCUACCGCGAACAGCAAGUGGAGGCAGCGCUGCUUAAGUACAAUGAAGCCGUGAGUCUGGAUCCUGACGACCACUUACUUUACAGCAACCGGUCUCUGAUCAACUUUACAUUGAAAUCACAUGAAGACGCUCUUCACGAUGCAGAAAAAGCUUGUCAACUCCGCCCAAGGGGUUUUAAGGCACAUUUUCGAAAGGCACAAGCCUUGGUCAACCUAGGCAAGGUGGAGGAGGCACUCCGGGAGUUCCUGUACUGCGUGUCCCUUGAUGGAAGAAACACAAAGGCACGAUGUGAAGCUCAGAAGGAAAACUCAGAGCUUCCACAUGGCUCUGGCCAGAGGCAACUAACGGGCAAAGUGGAGGAGCAACAACACAACGUGAAAGCCGAGGAAGACAAGGAGAAGCAGGACAUCGCCUCUGUCAAGCCUGGUGAAGGCAUGAAAAAGAAAAGGAAGCGUACACAAGUUGAUCCUGAAGAAGACGCAGAUAUUCUUCCUAAAGCCUUCAAGCAAGAUCUUUCCACUGAUCAGAGGCCCGAGCCUGCUCUUACGACUCCACUUACAUUCAAUGCUUCUGAUCUUCAAUGCUCACUGUGUAUGAGAUUGUUUUAUGAGCCUGUCACAACACCUUGUGGACAUACUUUUUGCUUGAAGUGUCUGGAACGCUGCUUGGACUAUAACUCAAAGUGUCCACUGUGCAAAGAUGGCAUUUUACAGUGUUUUGCCUCAAGAAAAUAUAGUAAAAACCUAAUCAUGGAUGAAUUAAUAGUGAAAUUCCUACCAGAAGAAUUUCAGGAACGAAAAAGAGUUGAAGAAGAAGAAAUGCAAGAAUUUUCUAGCUUACAUAAGAAUGUGCCUAUAUUUGUGUGCACCAUGGCCUACCCCACUGUUCCAUGUCCACUGCACAUUUUUGAGCCUUGUUAUCGCCUGAUGAUUCGUAGAUGUAUGGAGACAGGCACGAAACAGUUUGGAAUGUGUCUUAGCCACCCUAUUAAAGGCUUUGCUGAUUAUGGCUGUAUCCUAGAGAUCAGAAAUGUUAAAUUCUUUGCCGAUGGCCGCUCAGUGGUUGACAGCAUAGGCAAGAGGCGCUUCAAAGUACUCCAACAGGGCCAGUGCGAUGGCUAUAACACCGCUGAUAUUGAAUACAUCGAAGAUGAAAAAGUUCAAGGAGAAGAUUAUAUUGAGCUCAUGGAGAUACAUAACUGCGUUUAUGAGCUAGCAGCUGCAUGGUUCCGUUCACUGAAGCCAUCAAUGAAGAAUCGAAUCCUCAGUCACUUUGGUCCAAUGCCGGAAAAAGAUGAUGAUCCCCAGAUUAAUCCAAAUGGCCCCGCCUGGUGCUGGUGGACAUUAGCUGUACUUCCUUUGGAAAAUCGAGCACAGCUGCCUUUCCUAGCUAUGACAUCCUUAAAAGAUCGCCUGAAGGGUAUCCGCCGAGUUCUCACCUUCAUCGCUAGACAUCGAAACUAGCCACAGUGGGUUGCGUGAAGACAGGAGGUCUCCUUAUCAAUGUACCUAAUUGCAGUAACAUCAUAACAAAAGGGACUACCAAAUAGAAGCGUUACCACCUAUUGAGCACUCAGAAAUCAAGUAGAAAGAUCAAAAGAAUGUGACCUGUUUAAAAUGUUCUGUCUAAAGAUAACUCCUUGACACGCUACCAACUAUAUCAACAGCAAAAAGCAUUUAAGAGCCCAAGGGAUAACAACUGGAAGUUUGACAUAAAAUUGUCUGAAACCCUAAAGUGAUUUUGCUUUAAGUUUUUUCUUUCAUACAUGAGUGACUGUGUGGUUGAAAUGCAAAGAUACUAAUAAUGUUGUUAUAGUAUUUCAGUGACUUGAGGUCUCAUUCCAAUGGUUCAGGUUUUAUAGAGCAUUGUGUAAAAUAAUGUUCAGAGUUCGUUCUUGUUUUAAUAAUUUAUUUUUUGCACUAUUGUUUCCUUUUUUCUAUGUGUGUGUUUAUAACAAUUUAAAAGAACAUUAUUGAAAUGGUCAUUGCUUUAUUUAUUGAUGCGGUUUACGAUGGAUCUAAGGGAAAUAAUGAAAGUUAGAAAUGUGUAUUUUUAA
Perognathus longimembris pacificus (Pacific pocket mouse) is the source of this 2970-nucleotide messenger RNA. It is a transcript of the gene Lonrf3, whose product is annotated as LON peptidase N-terminal domain and ring finger 3. The transcript has 12 exons. Gene Ontology annotation, molecular function: protein binding. The coding region runs from base 254 to 2377 and encodes 707 amino acids. The record is from RefSeq and is a predicted model, not a curated record. NCBI's taxonomy places the organism in Eukaryota, Metazoa, Chordata, Mammalia, Rodentia, Heteromyidae.